This is a messenger RNA of Aphanomyces invadans, 1985 nucleotides long. RefSeq lists its product as hypothetical. The record is from RefSeq and is a predicted model, not a curated record. Gene Ontology annotation, molecular function: cysteine-type endopeptidase activity. Gene Ontology annotation, cellular component: lysosome. The transcript has 5 exons. The coding region runs from base 20 to 1912 and encodes 630 amino acids. NCBI's taxonomy places the organism in Eukaryota, Oomycota, Saprolegniomycetes, Saprolegniales, Verrucalvaceae.
AUUUUCAACUUGGUCUGGCAUGGUGCAGCCCCUCUCGUCGAACGCAAUGCAGCCAAGACUGCUUGCGGUCAUCAUGCUCGCCGCGGUAGCGUCCACUGAAUUCGACGCCGUCUUCAACAAGUGCCAUCAACGCCACCCCAACCGCACGAAUGUUGUCACGUCGCCAUUGCCUCACAACUACGUGACCGACCUUCCCAAGAACUUCGACUGGCGCAAUGUUAAUGGCACCAACUACGUCACGGUAUCGCGCAACCAACACAUCCCUCACUACUGUGGCUCGUGCUGGGCUUUUGCGGCGACGUCGUCAUUAAGCGAUCGGCUUCGCAUCUACCGCGAACGCAGUCCUGGCAAACACGGUCGAGUUGAAGUGACGAGGGAAAUUAACCUUUCUCCCCAAGUCCUCUUGAACUGUGAGCUCGAAAGUCAAGGGUGUCACGGCGGUGAUGGCCUCAGUGCUUACCGCUACAUCCAUGACCACGGCAUUCCCGAAGAAGGUUGCCAACGCUACCUCGCGACGGGCCACGACGUGGGCAACUCGUGCACCGAUAUUGACAUUUGUCGUAACUGCAACCCUUCUCAAGGGUGCUGGGCCCAAAAGACGUACGACAAGUACUUCGUGUCGGAAUUCGGCGAAGUUAAGGGCGAAGCGGAGUUGAAGGCGGAAAUCUACGCUCGCGGGCCUGUUGUGUGUGGCGUUGCCGUGACAAAGGAAUUUUUGGACUACACGGGUGGCAUCAUCGACGACAAGACUGGCGCGACCGACAUCGACCACGACAUUUCAAUCGUUGGGUGGGGGGAAGAUGAGCACGGGACUCCCUACUGGGUCGGCCGCAACAGCUGGGGCACGUACUGGGGCGAAGAAGGGUGGUUCCGUCUCCGCCGCGGCAACAACAACCUCGGUGUUGAAUCGGACUGUCAAUUUGGCGUGCCUGCCAACGAUGGGUGGCCAAAUGCGGCGCCGUCAGAGUCUCAUGAGGGUUCUAAGUCGACCACCCAAGAAGCGGCGACUGCUGGUCAUGGCAGCCCCGUUUGGUCAGCGUUUGAAAACCCCGUCAAAGUCACGACCAAGCGCAUGUGUCGCGCACCAGCUGUGCAUUUUCCCAAAGGCGAAAAGAUUUUGAGUGCAUUGCCGCACGAGACCGUCAAUGUGAGUGCGCUGCCCAAGAACUGGGACUGGCGCAACGUCAACGGCGUCAACUUCGCGACGUGGGACAAGAACCAGCACAUCCCGCGUUACUGCGGCAGCUGUUGGGCCCAAGGCACAACCAGUGCGCUCUCGGAUCGAAUUUCCAUCCUGCGCAAUGCCACAUGGCCAGAGAUUGCACUGUCGCCGCAAGUCGUCAUCAAUUGCCACGGCGGUGGGUCUUGCGAAGGUGGCAACCCCGGCGCUGUCUAUGAAUUUGCCCAUGAUCAAGGCAUCCCCGACCAGACAUGCCAGGCGUACCAGGCCAAGGACGAUACGUGCUCCGCCCUCAACAUUUGCGAAACGUGCUGGCCCACGAACUCGUCGUUCACGCCUGGCGAAUGCCGUGUUGUGCCGGCUUUCAAGAGCUACUACGUGUCCGAGUACGGCCACGUUCGAGGCGCGGACCGAAUCAAGGCAGAGAUCUAUAAGCGCGGACCGGUCGGAUGUGGCAUGCACGUAACAGACAAGUUCGAAGCGUACAGCGGCGGGAUUUACUCGGAAAACGUGCUGUUCCCGAUCCCGAACCACGAAAUUUCGGUCGCCGGGUGGGGCUUUGACGAAGACACGCAAACCGAGUACUGGAUCGGACGCAAUUCGUGGGGAACGUAUUGGGGUGAGCACGGUUGGUUUCGCAUUCAAAUGCACCACCACAACCUCGGCAUUGAAAGCGACUGCGACUGGGGCGUCCCUAUUCCUGACGGGUCCAAGCCUCCAUCGUCCAACUAGGAACACAUUACUGACUCGUCGAAGUGUCGUUAUCACUGCAAAUAUUCAUACAAAUGUGGUCUGGUCGGCCUAC